GCCAGCCCUUCUCCAAGCUCCUCUUUCCCUUUUCCUUCCUGUGCUUUUCCUCCUUUUUCUUUUCUCCCCCUUCUCCUUCCCCACCUUGCCUGGAGGUGUGGAAGAGGCUCCUGGAUCUGAUGCUGGUUGAUGUGGUUGAGGGGUUACAGUGGCAGCACUGGGCUGAGGGUUGGACUGGCUGAUCCUGAAAGUCUCUUCCAACUUUCAUUAGUCUAUGAUUCUACAAUUCCUUCUUCCCUUUCUCCUUUUCCCUUUUCCUUUCCCCUCGUCCUUUUUUCCUGUUCCUUUCCCUUCAUCUUCCUCCCCUUGAGUGCCCACAUCCCUUUCAAGCACUGAUUUAUGUGAUGUUCACCACACUGCAGUGAGCCCCUGCAGCCCCAGCUCUGCUCAGCCAUUGCUCCCGGCCAGAGCCAUUGGAAUCUUCCAGAGCAGCAUUUUCCUGCUUUUUUGGUAGCUGGAGCUUGGAGGAGAGGCAGAGCCCAGCUCCCUCCAUGCCCGUGGGCCGUGGGUGGAAGGGCAGACAGGGAAGCUGAUGUACGUCAUGCACAACACCGAGUACCCCCUGAGCUGCUUCGCCCUCUUCGAGAACGGGCCCUGCCUGGUGGCUGAUGCCAACUUUGACACCCUCAUGGUGAAGCUCAAGGGCUUCUUCCAGAACGCCAAGGCCAACAAGAUCGAGAGCCGCGGCACUCGCUACCAGUACUGCGACUUCCUGGUGAAGCUGGGCACGGUCACCAUGGGCCCCAGCGCCAGGGGCAUAUCCGUGGAGGUGGAAUACUGUCCCUGUGUGAUUGCCAACGACUGCUGGAACCUGCUGAUGGAGUUCAUGCAGAGCUUCAUGGGCAGCCACACGCCCGGGAUCCCGUCGGUGUUCGGCUCCAAGCAUGACAGCGCCUACAGCCCCGGGGACACCAUGGUGCAGUACAUGGAGCUCUUCAACAAGAUCCGCAAGCAGCAGCAGGUGCCCGUGGCUGGAAUCAGGUGAACAGCAUUCCCUGGAGCUCCUGGACUGGAUCAGGAAUCCCUCCAGAGUGUGGCACAGGAGGCAGCCCCAGGAUUUUUUCCCUUCUUGAUUUUUCUCAUUUCUAUGUUUUCCGAUACCGUGUGUAAUUCUGGGUGUCCUCCAUGGUUGGGGAUUAUUGGAUCCCUGGUUCUUUGGACAGUGUUUUGUGCAGGGAAUCACUGUUUAUCCACAGGGAAAAGAGAAAUUCCAGCCAAAAGCAAAGCAGAGCUUCUGUGACUACAAACAGCUACAGGAGAAAUCUCUUCAAUUUAUAUUUUUUUAUAUGCACAUUGGUGUUUUGUUGUAUUUCAUGCCAAUAAAACACUGGAUUUUGGGAGGAGGAGUUGUCCCUGCACAGUGA
This is a messenger RNA of Parus major (Great Tit), 1364 nucleotides long. It is a transcript of the gene MED20, whose product is annotated as mediator complex subunit 20. Gene Ontology annotation, molecular function: transcription coactivator activity. Bases 533 to 985 code for a protein of 150 amino acids. Gene Ontology annotation, cellular component: mediator complex. Lineage: Eukaryota; Metazoa; Chordata; Aves; Passeriformes; Paridae. The record is from RefSeq and is a predicted model, not a curated record. The transcript has 3 exons. Gene Ontology annotation, biological process: regulation of transcription by RNA polymerase II.